AUGUCUACGCCCUCCACCGCCACGGCCACACUCCCGCCCCAUCAUCAGUUUUAUUCGCACCACCACGCUUACCAGCCAAACAUCUCCAAUGCCCAGGUUGCCAACGGCUCUGGUCGGAUAGGCAAUUCGCUCUACAACGGCUACGCUAGCGGCUCCUCGACCUCUGACCUGCGCCGAACCGCUGCAUCUGCAACUGCAACUGCCCACAACAGACAACCCCCCCAGCUGCCUCCCAUCCCUCACCCAGCCCCGAUCGACAUGAGCGCGACCGACGCCGGCUCGGCUCAUCGACGCCGGAACCCGGACUGGGCCGAUUUUUACAAAAACGGCAUCCCUAGAGAGGUCAUUGUUAUCGACGACGACGACGAUGACGACGCUGCACACGCUGCUGCAAACUCUUCAGCGCGCCAUGCAGACAAGAAGCGCAAAACAACCGCGUCGACGGCCUACGACCCCAUCUACAACCAGCAUACCUCGUACUCGACCACCCAGACACCCUACUACGACUCGCCCAACCACUCGCUGUCCACCGACAGGACAACCUCUGCCCUCAAUACCACUGCGCCCACCUCGCUUGGCUCCCAGGUCAGCAACGGCCACAACAUCUCGCCUCACGACACCACGGCCGCUGGCCAGAAACGGAAACGCACACGCGCCGUGGUCCAGGACGAAGCAAAGCAGGCCAAGCGACGAGAGCUAGAUCAACACGACGACCCCUUUAGCCUCUACCAGCCACCGCCCAACCCAGUCAUCAAGGCCAAAGAUGUUUAUGUUCAGGUCAUCCAAGACAAAUCAUACAACAAGGACCAAAAGGUCGAUGACGAAGAUGGCCACUACAUUGUAGUCCCAGAUGCCGACCUCACCGAGCGAUACCAAAUCACAAAGCUGCUCGGCCAGGGCACAUUUGGCAAAGUUGUUCAGGCUUACGAUAGGCGAAAAGGAACAAACUGCGCCAUCAAAGUCAUCAGAUCUGUGCCCAAGUACCGAGACGCCAGCCGUAUCGAACUGCGAGUGCUGUCGACAUUGGCCUCCAACGACAAGCACAACAUCAACCGAUGCAUACACCUGCGAGAUUGCUUCGACUACCGAAACCAUAUCUGCAUUGUUACUGACCUCUAUGGCCAAAGUGUGUUUGACUUUCUCAAGUCGAACGGCUUUGUGCCAUUUCCCAGCUCUCACAUCCAGAAAUUUGCCAAGCAGCUCUUCACCAGCGUCGCCUUCUUACAUGAUCUCAACCUGAUCCACACGGACUUGAAGCCAGAAAACAUCUUGCUUGUCAAUAACAACUACCAGACUUUUACGUACAAUAGAACUGUACCAUCAUCGUCUACCACGGUCAACAGGACCGCACGACAUCGCAAAGUCCUUCUUGACCCGGAAAUCAGACUCAUUGACUUUGGAUCGGCAACCUUUAAUGACGAGUACCAUUCGUCGGUUGUGUCAACCCGUCACUACCGUGCACCAGAGAUUAUUCUCAACCUAGGCUGGAGCUUCCCCUGCGACAUUUGGAGUAUCGGAUGCAUCCUGGUCGAGUUUUUCACUGGCGACGCCCUGUUCCAGACGCACGAUAACCUUGAGCAUCUGGCCAUGAUGGAAGCUGUCUGCAGCGGUAAGAUUGAUCGGGAUAUCGUACGAGCCGUCUAUAAGCAAGACCGUGGAUCAUCACGCAAUUCGGCAAGCUCUGCUGCGAGAUAUUUUAAGAAUUACAAGCUCGACUACCCCAACGCUGAGACCAACAAGGCGUCCAAGAAAUAUGUCAAGGCGAUGAAGAAGCUCCCCGAAACCAUCCCAGCCCACACCGACUUCAACAGGCAAUUCCUCGAUCUAUUACGACGCAUCUUCGUGUAUGACCCCAAGAAGCGAAUCACAGCCAAGGAGGCUCUACAGCACCCUUGGUUCAAGGAAUCGCUCAUGGACGAUGGAACAGAGGCCCACAAGAUCAAGCUAGAGCGAGAGAAAAAGGCCCGCCGGGCGGAAGAAGAGCGCCGAUUCCGUGAACAGCAGCGACAGUACUGA
Molecule: messenger RNA, 2016 nt
Organism: Bipolaris oryzae ATCC 44560
Lineage: Eukaryota; Fungi; Ascomycota; Dothideomycetes; Pleosporales; Pleosporaceae
Exons: 5
Coding region: 1-2016 (671 amino acids)
Biological process (GO): protein phosphorylation
Cellular component (GO): nucleus
Molecular function (GO): ATP binding; protein kinase activity
Source: RefSeq, a predicted model, not a curated record